Molecule: messenger RNA, 1156 nt
Organism: Lates calcarifer (barramundi perch)
Lineage: Eukaryota; Metazoa; Chordata; Actinopteri; Centropomidae
Gene: dhdh.2
Product: dihydrodiol dehydrogenase, tandem duplicate 2
Molecular function (GO): nucleotide binding
Source: RefSeq, a predicted model, not a curated record
ACUUGGCCGUCCAAUAUGGCAACCAGGUGGGGAAUCUGCAGCGCGGGCAAGAUCAGUCAUGAUUUUACCGUGGCCCUGAAAACUCUGCCUGCUGAGGACCAUCAGGUUGUUGCUGUGGCAGCUCGCAAGUUAGAGGAUGCACAGGAGUUUGCCAAAAAGCACAGCAUCUCCCGAGCAUAUGGCAGCUACGAGGAGCUGGCCAGAGAUCCAGACAUCGAUGUGGUGUAUGUUGGAGUUAUCCACCCCUACCAUCUGAGUACUUGUUUGCUCUUUACAAACGCCAAGAAGAAUGUGCUAUGUGAGAAGCCGCUGGCCAUGAACACCAAGGAGGUGCGGGAGAUCCUGGCCUCUGCCAAGAGGAAUGACGUCUUCCUCAUGGAGGCUGUCUGGACCCGGUUUUUCCCGGCCUCUGUGGAGAUCAGAAGGCUUCUGGCCCAGGGGGAGGUGGGUGAGGUUAAGAUGGUCAGAUCGGAGUUUGGCGUGCCGGUGAUGCACAUACCAAGAUCGGCGCAGAAGGAGCUGGGUGGAGGAGCGAUGCUAGAUAUUGGCAUCUACUGCUUGCAGUUCAUAUGCAUGGUGUAUAAUGGAGAGAAGCCAGAGUGCAUACAAGCCACAGGGGUCUGCGUGGACACAGGAGUGGAUGAGACUGUGGUUGUCACUCUGAAGUUCUCCAAGAACAGAAUGGCUGUGUUUACUUGCUCUUCGGGUAUACAGCUGCCCAAUGAUGCCAUUAUUGUAGGCACAAAGGGCACAAUCAGGAUCCCUGCCCACAUGUGGUGCCCCACUUCAUUAGUGGUGAAUGGGAAAGUGACUGAGUACCCCGUGCCAGAACCAUGUUUGCCUCUCAACUUCCUCAACAGUACAGGGAUGCGUUAUGAGGCAGAGGAAGUUCGUCAGUGUUUGCUCAAAGGGCUGAAGGAGAGUGCCAUUGUGUCUCACUCUGACUCUCUUCUACUGGCCGAGGUGGAGGAUGAGAUUCGAAGGCAGGUGGGGGUGAUAUACAGCCAGGACUGCCAGUAAAUGUUUAACAUAUACCCAGGCUGUGGCUCCCUAUAAUAUAACAAGUUUAUAGUAGAGAAUAAUUUGCUCUUACUGUUCCAAGUGAACUUUACAUUCAAACACUAUCAGCAAUAAACUUUAUCUUUUUAAUCUUUAA